AUGAACGUCGACACAAUUCCUGACUUCCUGGCGGAGCAGCGCGACGAGGCCCCGGAGGAGCUCCAGCAUCUUGUUCUCGAGUUCGAGAACUACUGGGAGCGGAAACUUUGGCACCAGCUCACCGACGCCCUCGUCCAAUUCUUCAGCCACCCGGGCAGCAAGCCUCAGCGGCUUCCCUUCUACAAGAUCUUCAUUCUCAAGUUUGCGGAUAAGAUCAACCAGCUUAAGCUUGUCGAUCUCGCUCUGAAGGCCGCUACGGAAUGCAAGGAUGACGAGGAGCGUCUUGCAUUCCUUCAGAGUGUAGCCAAGAAGGUUGACAACGAGAAUUCACAAGAUGCGCUCGUAUAUGCGUCGGUGGCCGUCGCCAGAGUAAAGCUCAACUUGGAGGAUAUGGACGGUGCUAGAAAGGAUCUCGACUCAGCCGAGAGAAUACUGGACAGCUUCGAUUCGGUGGAGGCCAGCGUUCACGCCGCCUUCUACGAUGCAAACGCCAACUACUACCAGCGCAAGAUGGACUUCGCCGCCUACUACCGCAACGCCCUCCUUUACCUCGCCUGCAUCGACAUCAACUCUCUCACAGCUCAGGAACGCCACAGACGGGCGUUGCACCUCAGCAUCGCCGCGCUGGUGUCCGACACCAUCUACAACUUUGGCGAGCUUCUUCUGCACCCCAUCCUCGAUGCCCUCAAGGAUACUCAGGACUCGUGGUUCCGCGACCUUCUCUUCGCCUUCAACCGUGGUGAUCUCCAGGGUUUCGAGGCCCUCUCCGCCCGCAUGCGGUCGAAGGAGCUUCUCAAUGAGAACGCUGGUCAUCUGCGCCAGAAGAUCUACCUCGCUGCGCUGACGGAGGCCGUCUUCCGCCGCCCGCCCCACGACCGCGCCAUGUCCUUCAGCACCAUCGCCCAGGAGACCAAGGUUCGCCCGGACGAGAUUGAGCACUUGAUUAUGAAGGCGCUCAGCCUGGGUCUCUUGCGCGGAAACAUUGACCAAGUCGACGAGGUAGCGCACAUCACUUGGGUCCAGCCCAAGGUACUGGACAUGAAGCAGAUCGCCAACAUGCGUCAGCGGCUGCUCGAUUGGGACUCGCAAGUCAACCAGCUUGGUAACUGGAUUGAGACGGCGGGUGGCGAUGUGUGGGCUGCUUAA
This is a messenger RNA of Colletotrichum karsti, 1146 nucleotides long. RefSeq names its product proteasome regulatory particle subunit. Gene Ontology annotation, biological process: ubiquitin-dependent protein catabolic process. NCBI's taxonomy places the organism in Eukaryota, Fungi, Ascomycota, Sordariomycetes, Glomerellales, Glomerellaceae. The transcript has 3 exons. Bases 1 to 1146 code for a protein of 381 amino acids. The record is from RefSeq and is a predicted model, not a curated record. Gene Ontology annotation, molecular function: structural molecule activity. Gene Ontology annotation, cellular component: cytosol; nucleus; proteasome regulatory particle, lid subcomplex.